AUGGCGAUUUCGCUUAAUCGCAUUGAGAGCCAAGGUAAGUUACCGUCCCAAACUAAAAUUAACCUGAAAGCUAAUGUUAGUGCCAUUACUUUGAGAAACAGGACGGUUCCGGAUCCCAAACCCAAAGCAAGAAUGAGCGAGAGGAAAGAAGAGAAAGAGGCCGAGAUUACGAGCAAUAAGUCAAAUGAAGAUAAGGUUGAAGGUAAAAACAUAGAGGACAAAGGAAAAGCGCUCGAAUUGGUCAUCCGACUACCAUUCCCAAAGAGAUUCGAGCAAAGCAAGAAGGAGCAAGAAGAGAAGGAGAUUUUUUGCCGAGUUGAGGUAAACAUUCCACUCUUAGAUGUUAUUAAAAGAGUACCUCGAUAUGCUAAGUUUUGGAAGGAGUUGUGUACGAACAAGAAGAAGUUUACCGGGAACGAGAAGGUUAGCAUGGGCGAGAACGUAUCUGCCAUGCUUCAAGGAGAGAAGAUGCCACCUAAGUGCAAGGACCCAGGUAAAGCCAUGUUAAACUUAGGCACAUCUAUAAAUGUCAUGCCUUACUCGAUUUAUUCAUCACUGAAUGUGGGGCCUCUUAAGAGGACGGGAGUUAUACAACUCGCUGAUAGGUCCAAUGUGUAUCCCAAGGGAGUCCUUGAGGAUGUGUUGGUUCAAGUUAACGAGUUAGUCUUCCCGACAGAUUUCUAUGUCACAGAUAUGGAGGAGCAUAAUACUUCCAAAUCACCUUUGAUAUUGUUGGGAAGACCAUUUCUGAAAACAUCAAAAACAAAAAUUGAUGUUCAUGAUGAUUUGUUGGAGGUUGCGAUUACAAGGCACCUAGAUGCAAGGACAAUUAAUUUGUUGAUGAAGGAAUAUGAUUUAGGGCCCGAGCUUAAAGAGAUGGUCUUAGCCAUGGAAUCUAACCGACACAAGAAGUUUCAGGCCCCGGUACUUGACUUGAAGGAGUUACGGGACCACCUCAAGUAUGCCUACCUAGGCAAGGACAAUACUCUACCGGUGAUCAUCUCUACUGAGCUGUCAAGCAAAGAAGAAAAACGGUUGGUGAAUGUGCUUGAAGAGCAUAAGGAGGCGAUCGGCUGGAUUAUAGCUGAUAUCAAGGGAUUGAUCCCCUUAGUUUGUAUGCAUAAGAUUCUACUCGAGGAUGACUACAAGCCUUUCCGUGAAGCUCAACGACGCCUCAACCCGCCUAUGAUGGAGGUAGUGAAAAAGGAAAUCCUCAAACUCCUUGAUGUAGGUAUUAUCUAUUCAAUUUCAGAUAGCAAAUUGGUAAGCCCUGUUCAGGUAGUACCCAAAAAGACGGGUUUGACGGUAGUUAGGAACACCGAAGGGUUCUAUAGGAGAUUCAUUAAGGAUUUUUCGAAGAUAACCCGACUAUUUUGUUGUCUCUUACAAAAGGAUGUGGACUUCCACUUCGAUGGUGAAUGCAAGAAGGCAUUUAAUGAAUUAAAAGAUAAGUUAACUUCUGAACCCAUAAUUCAGCCCCCAAAUUGGGAUCUCCCUUUUGAGAUAAUGUGUGACGCGAGUAACUACGCGGUCCGGGCUGUUUUGGGACAAAAGUUUGGUAAGGACCCACACAUGAUAUACUAUGCUUCUCGGACGCUGGAUAAUGCCCAAAGCAACUAUUCAAUGACAGAGAAGAAGCUUUUGGCCAUAGUAUUUGCUUUAGAGAAGUUUUGUCAGUAUUUACUUAGUACUAAAGUGAUAGUUUUUUCUGAUCAUGCAGCUCUUAAAUAUUUAAUGAAGAAGGACGCCAAGCCUCGCCUUAUUCGUUGA
Cynara cardunculus var. scolymus (artichoke) is the source of this 1770-nucleotide messenger RNA. RefSeq lists its product as uncharacterized. Lineage: Eukaryota; Viridiplantae; Streptophyta; Magnoliopsida; Asterales; Asteraceae. The record is from RefSeq and is a predicted model, not a curated record. The transcript is spliced from 5 exons. Bases 1 to 1770 code for a protein of 589 amino acids.